Gadus morhua (Atlantic cod) is the source of this 1684-nucleotide messenger RNA. Its product is annotated as H-2 class I histocompatibility antigen, Q9 alpha chain-like. Lineage: Eukaryota; Metazoa; Chordata; Actinopteri; Gadiformes; Gadidae. The record is from RefSeq and is a predicted model, not a curated record. The transcript has 8 exons. Bases 101 to 1219 code for a protein of 372 amino acids. Gene Ontology annotation, biological process: immune response. Gene Ontology annotation, cellular component: external side of plasma membrane.
CUUUAUUAAUUCCCAUUGGUCGUGCGGGUCCGCCUCCUCCCUCCCGUCGAGUCCCGCCGGUUCAGAACUUCAGGAGACCAGACGACCAUCCUCCACACUCAUGGGGGCGUUGGGACUGCUGCUGCUGCUGGGGCUCCUCUCCGGGGGGUCUGCAGUGAUUCACUCUCUGAGGUAUUUCGUCACGGCGUCGUCUGGCCUCUCGUCCUUCCCAGAGUUUGUGUCUGUUGGGAUGGUGGAUGAGGUUCAGUUUGUUCACUAUGACAGCGUCAGUGAGAGAGCCGUACCCAAACAGGCCUGGAUGGACCAGCUCACCAGAGACCACCCAGACUACUGGGAGGAGGAGACUGGAAGAUAUCAGGGUCAACAGCAAGUCUUCAAGGGCAACGUAGAGACGGCUAAGAAGCGCUUCAACCAGACGGGAGGUGCCCACGUGUUUCAGAUGAUGUCUGGCUGUGAGUGGAAUGAUGAGGAUGAUACUACUGAUGAUUAUCACCAGUAUGCCUACGAUGGAGAGGACUUCAUAGCGUUUGACCUGAAGACCCUGACCUGGGUCGCUCCAGUACGUCAGGCUGUCCCCUCCAAACUGAGAUGGGAUCAGGAUAGAGCUAUGAAUCAAUACAGGAAGAACUACUACACCAUGGAGUGUGUUGAUUGGCUGAAGAAGUACCUGGCCUACGGGAAGAGCACUCUGCAGAGAACAGAGCGUCCGCGGGUGUCUCUGCUCCAGAGGAGCCCCUCCUCCCCAGUGGUGUGCCAUGCUACAGGCUUCUACCCUGACAGGGUGGUGGUGUUCUGGAGGAGAGACGGCCAGGAGCUCCAUGAGCAGGUGGACCCCGGGGAGGUCCUCCCCAACCACGACGGGACCUUCCAGGUCAGCGUGGACCUGGACCUCACGGCCGUCCCACAGGAGGACUGGGGGAGGUACGAGUGUGUGGUCAAGCUGAAAGGCAUCGAGGACAUCCCCACCCCCCUGGACCCCGCCCUCAUCAGGACCAACGGGGGCAAGAGUCACCUCCUUGUUUUCAUCCUCGUUGGUGUCGCUGUUGCUGCUGUUGUUGUUGCUGCUGCUGUUGUUGGAGUCUUUGUGUACCAGAAGAGGAACAAUUCAGACAAGCGUCACAAACCAGUUGGUUCUUCUGACAGCUGCUCUGAGAACACUGAGGGGCAGAAUCCGGCUCCUGAGGCCCAACCUAUGACCAGAGAGACCCCAUCUACGUAGUUUCCUGGUACAAGAGGACCUACAGCCAUGACUGACCUCUAGUGGAGGAGAUGAGAGCAGAGGAAGACGGGGCGGAGGGCCGUAGCACCGACUUCUGGGCCCUGUGUACAAGAGGUACUGAUGUCCCCCGCCGCGCAGCGCAGUGUGCGGCUCCUACCACUAGGGGGUGGUAGAAAAUUCCAAAGAAAUUAUUAUUAUUAUGAAUUUUUUUUUUUAUCCCACAACUGUCUACCUCACAGCCGCAGUCCGACGGCCCUGCGGGGUAGGAUGGGCCUACAACUGGUGUACAGUAUUAUGUAUAAAUGUUAAUGUGUGAGAUAAUGCUUUAUAAUCUACAAUUGGUUGAUAAAGUAACUAAUGUACUGUUACUGAUAUAAACUGAUGUUAUUAUACAGCUUGUGCUGUUUUAGGUGGAUAAUGAGACUGCACCAAACAAUUAAAUAAAUGAAGAAUUUUCAAACUUUG